AUGGAGAAAAAUGGUAUAUUUGGAGAGAUAAUGACAACAAUGAGAAGAUACUUAUUAGUACAAUCUAAAUCUCUCAUUCAAGACUUGGAGAGUAAUAUUGUUGAAAGUUAUAAUGCAGUUGUAGCAAAAUGUAUUUCAGGUAAAAGAAUAAAUUACUCGUUGAGGCAAUCAUACACGGGACGGUGUAACGUUGCCACAGUGACAUACAAUGCAAAAAAACCAGUUUACGCUUACCACAAACUUAUACACAAUAAGAGCCCUGGAAUUUUCACUAAAAGAAAAGAAGAAAGGAUAAUGUUAGCAGCGCAGGCGACUACUUCAAGAAGACGUGGUUUAAUACGUAGACAGUUAUUUCCAGUAAAUAAGACAGUAGGACGUUCAGAUCCUUCUUAUGGGGAUAAUGCUGAAAAACCAGAUAUGGCAGAGAAUGACUUUGAAGCUGAAAAAGAAAAAAUACUUUCUUCGUUACUUUUGAACGAAGAAGAAAGGACAAUUUUAGAACGUGAAAUUGUGGAUCAGAGUCUAUCAAACAAAUGGGUAGACCGAAGAAGGAAAAUGCUCACCGCCUCUAAUUUUGGUAAAAUUAUCAAAAUGAGACAAACCACAAGCUGUCAGAGUUUUGUUCAAAAUCAUUUGUUUGGUGGAGUGACUACAACUGUCAUGGAGUAA
This is a messenger RNA of Macrosiphum euphorbiae (potato aphid), 669 nucleotides long. NCBI's taxonomy places the organism in Eukaryota, Metazoa, Arthropoda, Insecta, Hemiptera, Aphididae. The record is from the annotation of a GenBank genome assembly.